Coffea arabica (coffee) is the source of this 1248-nucleotide messenger RNA. RefSeq names its product eukaryotic translation initiation factor 3 subunit F. Gene Ontology annotation, cellular component: eukaryotic translation initiation factor 3 complex, eIF3m. Lineage: Eukaryota; Viridiplantae; Streptophyta; Magnoliopsida; Gentianales; Rubiaceae. Gene Ontology annotation, biological process: translational initiation. Gene Ontology annotation, molecular function: metallopeptidase activity; translation initiation factor binding; translation initiation factor activity. The record is from RefSeq and is a predicted model, not a curated record.
UUCCAACCAUCUGCUCUUUCUCACUCAUCUAAACCCUACAAUUGCCUAACACCGCUCCGACUUCCAUCUCUCCGCGGAGCUCUCCCUCCAAACCCAAUAUUUGUCGCUCCAAAACAGACCGGAGAUCAAACAAUGGCAUCGGGCGGCCAAACAAUUUUGCAAUUUCCCCAAGCAUCGACCAAUUUAACGGCAAGGAUUCAUCCAUUAGUCAUCUUUAACAUCUGCGACUGCUUUGUCAGGCGACCCGACCAAGCCGAGCGAGUCAUUGGUACUCUUCUCGGCUCCGUCUUGCCUGACGGCACUGUCGAUAUUCGCAACUCGUAUGCCGUUCCCCAUAACGAGUCAUCAGAUCAGGUUGCAUUAGAUAUUGAUUACCACCAUAAUAUGCUUGCGUCUCAGCAGAAGGUGAAUCCCAAGGAAGUUAUUGUUGGAUGGUUUUCAACUGGGUCCGGAGUCACAGGUGGCAGUGCUUUGAUUCAUGAGUUCUACUCAAGAGAAGUUCCAAAUCCUGUUCAUUUAACUGUUGAUACAGGAUUCACCAAUGCAGGGGCUUCAAUUAAAGCUUUUGUCUCUGUUAAUUUGUUUCUUGGAGAUCAACAACUUGCUGCACAAUUUCAAGAGAUUCCUUUGGACCUACGAAUGGUAGAAGCAGAGCGGGUUGGAUUUGAUAUUCUCAAGACAACAAUGGUUGACAAACUCCCUGGUGAUGUGGAAGGAAUGGAAGCCACGAUGGAACGAUUACUUGCUCUAAUAGAUGAUGUUUACAAAUAUGUUGACGAUGUGGUGGAAGGGCGCGUUGCACCAGAUAAUAACAUUGGAAGAUUUAUAUCAGAUUCUGUAUCCUCCAUGCCAAAACUUUCAUCCCAAGCUUUUGAUAAGCUUGUAAAUGACAGUCUUCAGGAUCAAUUACUCUUGCUAUAUUUGUCAAGCAUCACAAGAACGCAACUUAGCUUAGCCGAAAAGCUGAACACAGCUGCUCAGAUCUUGUAAUUGUACUAAUAAAGUUGUCAACUGGCUCGGAAUCGUCUCAACUUUUUCAUUGAUACUUUUGUAUGGCCAGCUCUUUGGGGAUGUGGUCAUCUUUUUGAAGAAUAUGUAUUGUUCUAUAUCAUAUUCAUGAUUUCCGUUGUUUUUGGUGGCGGCAGUCUGUUUUCUCCCAUUUCUGUACGUCCCACAUUUUUUUCAGGUUAAAGGCCUGAGGCAUACUGUAGAAAUAGUUGCGGAACUUACAAGGUUGACGACUUUUUU